Rana temporaria (common frog) is the source of this 1511-nucleotide messenger RNA. RefSeq names its product alkB homolog 6 (gene ALKBH6). The transcript is spliced from 7 exons. Lineage: Eukaryota; Metazoa; Chordata; Amphibia; Anura; Ranidae. The coding region runs from base 88 to 822 and encodes 244 amino acids. The record is from RefSeq and is a predicted model, not a curated record.
UUCCUCCUCUGAUCUGAUUGGUACAACUGCCUGACAUUCAGCCAGUCCUCUCAAACCCGGAAGCGGAAGUCAAUUUGCAGGCUGGGGAUGCUGGGAGAGGAGAAGAUGCAAUCCACUCUCACAGCAGCCGAUCUGGAGACGCACCUCAUAAACCAGGCUCCUCGAGCAGCAUAUUACAUCCCUGACUACAUAACUGAAGCUGAAGAGGAAUAUUUGCUUCGUCAGGUCUACAAUGCUCCAAAGCCAAAAUGGACACAGUUGUCGGGGAGGAAAUUGCAGAACUGGGGAGGUCUCCCACAUCCCAGAGGCAUGGUGUCGGAGAAGUUGCCCCCCUGGUUGCAGACAUACACCAACAAAAUCUCUUCACUGGGUGUGUUUGAAGGGAACUGUGCCAAUCACGUCUUGGUAAACGAAUACAAGCCUGGAGAAGGGAUAAUGCCUCACGAGGAUGGUCCCCUCUACUAUCCCACAGUCACAACCAUCAGCUUGGGGUCACACACAGUUCUGGACUUCUAUGUGCCUCCGGAAAGAGGAUGUCCUCAAGAGGAAGACCAGGUUCCUAAAACAGAAGAACAGAGACAUGUCCUGUCCCUCUUGUUGGAGCCCAGAAGUCUUUUUGUUCUUCGCGAGGACUUGUAUAAAAAUUACCUCCAUGGAAUUCUCCCUCAUACUCACGACACACUAAGCCACAAAGUGGCCAAUCUUGAAAAGUGUGUGGUACAGAGUGACGAGACACUGGCCAGAGGGACACGAGUGUCACUGACUAUCCGAUAUGUCCCCAAAGUACUGAAAACCGCACUCUUCCUGGGGAAAGGGAAAUAAGAAAAGGUGCCGGAGUCUGUGGAGAUGUUCAGCAUUAAAACUCGGUCUGCGGGGCGACAGCUGGUCCUGGAUGGUGGCUGGGCAGAAGCUUUCCUAUAUGAGCAGAGAUCAACGGAGUCCCCAGGAAAAGCAAGAGGCAGGCAUGAGACAAAGCCUGAUGGCAGUACUAUGCUCCGGUCAUAAUUAUUCCAAUUUCUCUGGAAACCAGAUUCUAAUCAGUGCGAUCUUGCGUGUGAUUAUGUACACAUAUGCAUCUGCCAAUCAAGAUAAUUCUAUGUUUGCUUUGAAUGCUGCUUGUUUCCUUAUAUGAACUUACAUCUUAGUGUGCGUCACCUUGCUGCUGCCCCCACUGGGGAGAUUCACAGUAUUUGUGAUUAAUCUGGUGACCAUUUUCCAUCUCUUCCUCUGCCAGUGCUAGAAGGUGAUCCUUACCCAUGACAUGGAGGGUCACUCAGAAGAUGGCAUGAGCAGCAUUCUGUGCUGCAGUACUCUGAGCCCAGGCUGUGUGAUGAUGCCGUUCCCAGGGGGCAGGUCCAUGACAGCCUGGACUCAGCAAGUGGAAUUAAUGACGCUGCCUGACAAAGGACAUCUAGUGGCUGAAAAGAAGUACUGCAAGGGAGAGUUGAAUAUUGGAGAGCAAAGUCGGCUUUUAAAUUUUUUUUUUCUUACCUGUGCUGGGCUUUAAAUGG